AUUGCCUGUACUUGCAGCAGCAGCCGCCGCGGCCGCCGAAGCUAUUCCGCUUUGCCUCGCGCCGCCGUCAUAGUCAUAGCCGGCGGGAAGCGCGUGCGUGCCGUGACGACGACGCGGCGGGACGUAGCCAUGGAAUCAGGAAACGGCGGCGGAAGCGGCAGCGGCAGCGGCAGCAGGAGCGCGAGCGCGAGCGCGCCGCCGCCCUGGGAUCUCGGCAUGCACUGGGCGCCCGCCGGCUCGUCGCCACCCUACCCGCAGCAGCCCUUCGUGGCGCGCCCGGGCGGCGAGGCCGCCAGCCACCACCACCACCAGCAGGAGCUGACCUGCCUCAAGCUGGGGAAGCGGCCCUGCUGCUGGGCUGGGGCGGCGGGCACCCCGGCGGCGGCGCAGGCCGGCGGUGCUGCCCUGCCGCCGCAGGUCCACGACAACGGCGCCGCCGCCGGUGGCGCGGGCGGGACGACGGCGGCGGCUGAGGGCAGGAGGAAGGAGAAGGCGAGCGCGGCCACGGCGGCGGCGGGCGCGCCGCGGUGCCAGGUGGAGGGGUGCCACGCGGAGCUGGCAGGCGCCAAGGACUACCACCGGCGGCACAAGGUGUGCCAGGUGCACUCCAAGGCGCCCCGCGUCGUCGUGCUCGGCGCCGAGCAGCGCUUCUGCCAGCAGUGCAGCCGGUUCCACGCGGUGUCGGAGUUCGACGACGCGAAGCGGAGCUGCCGGCGGCGGCUGGCCGGGCACAACGAGCGGCGGCGGAAGAGCAACGCCAGCGAGGCCAUGGCCAGGGGCGCUGCGCACCCACACGGAAUGGCGCCGUUCGGCCACGGCUUCCUGCCGCCGUGCGGCCUCCCGGCGGCGUCCCCGGCUGGUGCUCUCUCUCUUCUGUCAUCGGCCAGACGCGCGGGCGCCCCCUGGCUUCGCCCGGCGCCCGACAUCUCCGCCCGCUCCAGCGCCGCGCUCGACGAGCUCAUCGCCGAGAACCGCGCCGCGCUCCUCGCGUGGCACUUCUCCGACGGCUUGGCGCCCGGCCGGCAUCAUCUCGCCCCUCCGUCGUCCGCGGGCCCCGCCCCGGCGCCCCCCGAUCACCAGGCGGCCGCCUGGCACCACCCCCACAACGGCGCUGGCGCUGGCGGCCGGUACUACCACGCGGGGCACACGACGCUGGACCUCAUGCAGACGGCGACGGCGGCGGCCACCACCGCGGCUCCCGCCGGGGCGGCCGCGAGGCCUCCCAGGACCAAGGACAACGGCGACGCGGCCGGGCCCGCGGGUGGGGGUGGAGCCCGCGCGCUGUGACAUGCACGCUCACGCGGGCCGCGCGCGGCUUGGGCCUUUGCCCUUUGGCGGUCGCGUCCGUGCAAUCAGCACGAGGUGAUGGCGUCUCGUCGUAUAGCGGCAGGUGGUGCGGUGGGCGGUGACGCGGUGUGCUCCGCUGCAUGUUCCGGUGUUCCCCGAGGGCCGUGCAAUUCUGUGCCCUGUGCUAGUUCUAGGUGUUGUGGUGGAAAAUUGGCAAUGGCGUCUCAUUGGCUCUCUGAAGAACUGAAUUUUACAGCAGCCUUUUCUUCGUUUUCGCCUA
Messenger RNA from Panicum virgatum (switchgrass), 1567 nucleotides. RefSeq names its product squamosa promoter-binding-like protein 7. The record is from RefSeq and is a predicted model, not a curated record. The transcript is spliced from 3 exons. Lineage: Eukaryota; Viridiplantae; Streptophyta; Magnoliopsida; Poales; Poaceae. Gene Ontology annotation, cellular component: nucleus. The coding region runs from base 130 to 1287 and encodes 385 amino acids. Gene Ontology annotation, molecular function: DNA binding.